This is a messenger RNA of Suricata suricatta (meerkat), 1852 nucleotides long. RefSeq names its product acrosin-like. The transcript has 2 exons. The coding region runs from base 206 to 652 and encodes 148 amino acids. The record is from RefSeq and is a predicted model, not a curated record. NCBI's taxonomy places the organism in Eukaryota, Metazoa, Chordata, Mammalia, Carnivora, Herpestidae.
AUGAGAGUAAUAUCCUUCUCAGUUCAAACGAUGGGGCAGACGGAGUUUACAGGGCUCCCUUCCUCUCCGCCAUCUUGACUCCCCAGCAAAUGGAGAAAUUCGAAAAUUGCUACCAGGGCAGCGAGCUGCUUGGGUUCGUAAAUUACAAGACGUUUGAGAUUAUCAUAAAACAGCAGAUCAGAGAGCUUGAAGAGCUGGCGUCGACAUGCUGCACAUGGUGACAGGUGACACGCUGCACACGGUGACGGACUUCCCAAAACUGUCCUGUGGACCCUCUUCAUUUUUCUUAAUUCUGCUCUCUCUUCUGCGGAUUGGACGAUUCCUACUGAUAUGUCUUCAAGUUGACACUGUCUUUCUUCUUCGACCUCCAGCUGCGCGGUCUGAGGCUGUGCGCCUGUGGCUGAGUGCCCACACCGCAAACUCCCCGCUGCCCCCAGAGCACCCCCACCUCUGCAGCAGUGCCCUCAAUGCCCCCAUGCUGCCACCACAUGGAACACCGCCUCCCGACCCCUCCGCAUCACCCAGGCGUCAGCCCCGCAUCACCCCCACACAGGGGCCCCCAAACCUCCCACCGCACCCCUGCCACUCUCCACCUGCUGGGCCUGCUUUCCUUUCUGGGACUCGCCCUCUCUGUAAUUAUUUCACACACUGAUUUUUAUGCACUCGUUACUCAUUGUCCCGGAAGGCUCGUGAGGCUGGGACAUGUCUAGGGCCAGCUCAAAGUAUAUGUUUGUUGCACAAACAAAUCAAUUAUUACAAAGACUACUGUAAGGCAGAAGUCAGUCACCUUCUAGAAGGGAGGAUAGUAAAUAUUUCAGGCUGUGCAGUGACCACUUCGCACCAUAGAGCAAACCCUAGAUAGCACGUAAGCAAAUGAGCUUGGCUGUUGCCAAUAAAACUUUAUUUACAAAACGGGCAUCGGGCCAGAUUUGUCCCACUGACUUCUCUGCUUCCCAGUACUUUAAUGUUUUCCUGUGCGAAAUAAAAGCUCAAAGUACGCCAUCGCCCCGAGGUCUCCACCGACGGCAGAAAGGAGUAAAGGACACGGUGCGGAGUCGAACCAGCAGCGCUGUGGGCACAGGAGUGGCCUGGGGAAAUACACAGACCCCGCGUCAGGUCACACCAGGACAUCCUGUUUACAGAAACCGGCCUCUAAGCUAUACGUGCUUACGGUGGUGUGUGACGCAGGGGAGGGCGUCCCCGUACAAGCAGGUGUUGGGGAGACGAGGUGGAGGCGGCGACGAGGAAGUCUGCAGCUGUGCCCCAGGGUCGCCCAGUCGCCCACGGCCCCGUAUAAAGGCCGUCCGGACAUCACUGCCUCCUCCCUCCCGACACCAGGCCAGCCCCAUGCCGACAUGUGCCACACCAGCUGCUCCCCGGGCUGCCAGGCGUCCUGCUGAGUGCCCGUGAGCUGCAAGCCCGUGUGCGUGCCUGUGAGCUGUAGACCCACUGUGUGCGUGCCCGUGAGCUGCAAGCCUGUGUGUGUGCCCUCCUGCCAGUCCUCCAGGUGCUACCAGCCCUCCUGCCAGUCGUCUGGGAGCUGCCAGCCUUCCUGCCCCACCCUGGUCUGCAGGCCCGUCUGCUUCAGCUCCCCGUGCUGCCUCUGACCACGGGUCUCCUACCCGCUGCUCCAGGGCAGAGAGGGCCAUGCCUGUGCCCAUCCUGGACCACGUCUUCCCAGGGCCCCCAGCUCUGCAUGUGGCAGGUGAAGAACAUUUCGGAUGAGUUCCUGAUGAGUAGCAAGACGAUCCGGAUCCCUCUGUGACCCUGCUUGUCUCCUCUGGGAGGCCCUUCUCUGCCUCCAGCAGGGAACCAAGCCCGUGUGAGCCAAAUAAACCGCGCCUUCCCGAUA